AGGUGUCACGACAAACGUCGAUAAGCGCGUUAAUGACUCUGAUCAAAUUGCACAAAUAGGGGGCCCACAAAUAGGAAACUAUCAAACGAUUUUUACUGAAUUUUAAGGUUGAGCUCAGUUCCUAAAUCUAUCUGAAAUGAGUGGCAUGGAUGUACACGAUAUCCUAGAGCUGGACAGGGGACCAGAGAAAGAGUUCAUCACCAAAGAUGCAUUGAUGAACAGUGAUAAAAAGAAAAAGCUCGCAAGGAAAUCAGAUGCAAAUACGUUUAAAAAGCCUGAAGGCAUGCACAGAGAGUUGUGGGGGCUGCUAUGGACUGAUAACAGGUUUCCAUGCAACAAGGAUGCCCCGCCCCUGAUCCCCACGGACACCAAUCAGGGCUACAAGCAGAUGAAGGCAAAGAUCGGCAGCAGCAAGGUGCGCCCAUGGAAGUGGAUGCCGUUCACAAACCCGGCGCGCAAGGAUGGCGCGAUAUUCCACCACUGGCGGCGAGUGGCAGAUGAGGGGAAGGACUAUCCAUUCGCCAGGUUCAACAAGCAACCUGAGGUGCCAGUCUACUCGGAUCUGGAGUACCAGCAGCAUCUCCAUGACGACAACUGGUCCAGGCAGGAAACCGACCACCUGUUUGAGCUGUGCAAGCGGUUUUCGCUUCGUUUUGUUGUCAUGUACGACCGCUGGGACCGUGACAAGUUCUCCAGCCGCAGUGUGGAGGAUCUGAAGGAGAGAUACUACAACAUCUGUAACAAGCUCGUCAAGGUGCGGGCUCCGCAUGGGGCUGAACCAAAGAUCCGAGCGUAUGACGCGGAGCACGAGAGGAAGCGGAAAUCUCAACUCAUCAAAUUGUUUGAAAGAACUACUGAACAGGUGGAAGAAGAGGAGAAGUUAAUAGAAGAGCUGAAGAAGAUCGAGCUAAGAAAGAAGGAGAGAGAGAAGAAAACUCAGGAUCUACAGAAACUGAUCACUGCGGCAGACAGCAACAUUGACAGUCGGAAAUCAGACAAGAAAAAAGCAAGCAAAAAGUUCCCACAGACUCAGAAAUUGCACAAGGAAACAACAGCACUAACACCAGAGACUACUGGCAUAAAGUUUCCAGAUUUCAAACAGCCAGGGGCAUAUGUAAGAAGUCAGAAGAUGAAAUUACCAGCAACAAUUGGUCAGAAGAAAACCAAGGCUAUUGAACAAGUGUUGGAAGAAAUGGGAAUAGAGUACAACCCUAUGCCAACGGAUGAGAUUACUGGGCACUUCAACGAGUUACGACAGGACAUCGUGUUGCUGUAUGAGCUAAAACUGGCCCUGGCCACGUGUGACUACGAACUGGAGACUCUUAAACAUCAGUAUGAAGUACUCAAUCCUGGCAAGACGCCUGAUGUUCCAUUACCAGAGACCCCAGACCCCCUGGUGGACAUUGGACAGAGAGAUGAUGACAGCAGUAGAGAUAACAUAGAUGUUGUCGGGUCACUGACACCAAAUAGAAAACGAAAGGCUGCUUUAGAGUCCACAACAGCCCAUUUACUGAAGAAGAUGAAGAACAGAGUUUGAAAAUGCUGCAGUGUGCAAUAUAAGACUAGCAAAACUGAAGAACAAGUGCAAGAUACCAGACCUUAUUAGUGGCUGGAUUUCUCAACAGCAGUAGAAAUUGUGACUUUCACUUGACAGAAGUUUGUUUCCUGUACCCAUGCCUAGAUAUGGGAAGGGAAUACAAGAGGUGGCAUUUGCAUAUGACGGUAUUCUUUGGAACUCUUACGUGCUAAGUAAGCCACAAUCAAAUUGGUCAUAAUUUUCAAUCAUGUGAAAAUGAUACUUUUGAGCUGUGAGAUGGGACACAUUUGAGACAACUUUCAUUUUGUAUUUUUACAAAAUGUUUGUAGUUAUGGAUGGGAUCAUGUCUGCAUAUAAUGACAUAUGCUUUGAAAAAACAUGUGUUCAAAUAAAUGUUAAGUGUCUGUAA
Molecule: messenger RNA, 1946 nt
Organism: Dreissena polymorpha
Lineage: Eukaryota; Metazoa; Mollusca; Bivalvia; Myida; Dreissenidae
Product: DNA methyltransferase 1-associated protein 1-like
Exons: 13
Coding region: 137-1537 (466 amino acids)
Biological process (GO): chromatin remodeling; negative regulation of transcription by RNA polymerase II; DNA repair
Cellular component (GO): NuA4 histone acetyltransferase complex; nucleus; Swr1 complex
Molecular function (GO): transcription corepressor activity
Source: RefSeq, a predicted model, not a curated record